Drosophila pseudoobscura is the source of this 573-nucleotide messenger RNA. RefSeq lists its product as uncharacterized. Bases 1 to 573 code for a protein of 190 amino acids. The record is from RefSeq and is a predicted model, not a curated record. The transcript is spliced from 2 exons. NCBI's taxonomy places the organism in Eukaryota, Metazoa, Arthropoda, Insecta, Diptera, Drosophilidae.
AUGACGCAGAAAAUUACGCAACACCGCAGCGCCGAAGGCGAGUGGGGAAAGUCGUCUCAGCCGACAACUUUUCAGGUGAAAGCAAUAGUGUCCAUCAAGCACAUUAAGGUGUUCGGCGAAUCGAGCUACAUGAAGGCCAAGGUUAACAUUCACGAGGAUCGCACUCACUUCGACCUGAAUGUCCGCUUGACGCGUGAGCUGGGCAGCAACCACCUGGUGAUGAAUGUCAAGGUGCGGGUUCGACCCGAUGGCAGGAACAAGUUUGUCCGCUUGUUCGGGCUGAAACGAAUCAAUUUCUGUGGCUUCCUCAGCGAGUAUAAUAGCAGCCCGAUGCUGCGGUUCUUGUUCAAAAAAACGGUCAUACUGAGCGACAUCAUUGAGUGCCCCAUCCGGGUGGGCAACUACACGAUGCUGAAUGCCGAUGUGGCCGAAAAUAUCUCGCCGGAUGGUGUUCAAAACGGCACAUACAAGUUCUUCGCUGAAAUAGUCGAGGAGAGCGGAGAGAUAGCCAAGGUUUUUGCUUUGCAGGUCACCUCGAUUAUACAGAUCAUAGAGCAAGAGAAUGGCGUGUGA